This is a messenger RNA of Caenorhabditis remanei, 999 nucleotides long. RefSeq lists its product as uncharacterized. Bases 1 to 999 code for a protein of 332 amino acids. Gene Ontology annotation, molecular function: G protein-coupled receptor activity. Lineage: Eukaryota; Metazoa; Nematoda; Chromadorea; Rhabditida; Rhabditidae. Gene Ontology annotation, cellular component: membrane. The transcript is spliced from 5 exons. Gene Ontology annotation, biological process: G protein-coupled receptor signaling pathway. The record is from RefSeq and is a predicted model, not a curated record.
AUGUCCUUAUCCACUACUAUUCCUCCCUCUACGUCAUCUGGAGCACCAUCUGGAGCACCAUCUGGAGCACUAGAUAAAAAUGACCACUGGCUUUUGAACACCCUAGCCACCGCGGUGCCAGGGACUAUUGGUGUAGUGAUAAUUGUGUUCAAUUUGAUUGGAAAUUUCGGGAAUUUCAAUGUUAUCGCAGCGACGUGGAGGAGUAAAAACUUGCAGUCAAAACACGGCUGGCUCCUGGUAAUCCUUUGCUCGGAGCACUCCCUCUGCCUUCUAUUCGAGUUCAUCAAUGUGUACUUCGCUCUCUCAGGUGUCCAAAUCACCAGACGGUCUUGUCUUCUAUACCUAUCCCCUUAUAUUUUUAUAAGUUUUCUGCAAUCCACUACUUUUAUCGCGUUGGCUAUUGAUGUCUUACUGUCGUUUACGGUAGUCAGCCGAUAUCAGAAAUGGCAGACGACGGGUUACUGUAGUGUGAUGGCGUUUAGUCCGUGUGUACUGCCGAUUGCGUUUUUGACAAGAUUAUGGAGUCAGGUAUCCGACGAAAUAAUUUUCCUCUGCAAUCCCCCGUUAUCUAUGGAUGCAAAAGCAGUGAAUAUCUGGGGUGGCUUAAUUUCCUCUAUUAAUAUCACAAUUUUAUUGAUCUACGGAUAUGUUUACUUUUAUUCUCAUCAGACAAAAAAACGAACAUCGGACUCCAAAAUGGCGGAAAAAAUAAUGCGUUCUCUGACUAUUCUGGUGAUGGUAUUUUGCUUCUCAUGGGUCACUUGUAUGGGUAUGGUAUUCCUUGUGGACUAUUUUACCGAGAACCCAAUUAUUAUUAUGCUGGUUAGAAGUUAUGCGGUCAUCUUUGCUGCUAUAUCAUACUCACAAACGUUUUAUGUAUAUUAUAUAAGAUCUGAAAUGUAUCGGAAGGAAUUUAAGAAACAAAUGUGUUGUGAGAAGGCGGAUGCAGCUAGUGGGGGAUCCGUGAUAAGGAUUGUGUCACGGUCUACUAAUAUUUAA